UAUCUCUUAUUAGGUAGGUAUAUUAUCUGUGCUAUUACUAAGAAGCUAACUACAGGCGCUCAAUAUUAUUAUCUAUUGGCACUAUUGGUUAGUUCGCGGCCGCCGCUUCACAUAGCCGGUACACUUCACAUCUACAAUCUGCAAAACUCCUGCAAAAUGCCGCUCCGCUGGGGAAUCGUAACAGCUGCUAACAUCUGCAAUGACUUUGUGAAUGCAAUGAACUCGUACCCCCACAAGGGAGACCAGGUGAUAGCUGCUAUUGCGGCUAGAGACCCGGCUAAAGCUAGAGACUUCGCCGAACUACACGGCAUACCAAAGGUCUGUGAGUCCUACAAGGCUUUGGCAGAAAGCAAGGAUAUUGACGUGGUAUACAUCGGGUCACUAAACCCUCAGCACUAUGAGCUCUCCAAGUUAUUCCUGGAGCACGGCAAACACGUACUGUGCGAGAAACCUCUCUGCCUCAACGAGAAGCAGACCAGAAGCCUGGUCAACCUGGCUCGCAGUAAGAAGCGGUUUCUGAUGGAGGCUGUGUGGUCGAGGUUCGCUCCCUCCUACCUGUCGCUGGAGAAGGAGAUUAGUGCCGGGAAGCUCGGUGAUGUGCAGUAUGUGGAGGUCAACUUCGGUGUGCCCAUCGCGAGUAUUGAUCGAAUCAGCAAAAAAGACUUGGGUGGCGGCGCAGUCCUCGACAUUGGCAUUUACGUGUUGCAAUUCGCCCAGUACAUCUUCAAGGAUGAGCCGAUCAAGGUGACCUCGUCAGGGGAGCUCAACUCUGAAGGGGUGGACGAGGUGGUCAACAUAAUCCUGGAGUACAGCGGCGGCCGGCGCGCCUCGCUGACGGCCCACGGCAGGCUCAGGUUGAGGAACCAGGCCACCGUCUAUGGGACUAGGGGGCGCGCUACCCUAGCAGACCCCUUCCACUUCUCCCAAGAGCUGACUCACGCUGACGGGACGGUGGAACAGUUCCAGCUGCACUCUUCGAAGCUGCCGUACAACUUCGACAACAGCGCCGGCCUCGUGUAUGAAGCCAUGGAGGUGCAGAGGUGCAUUAAGGAAGGUCUAUUGGAAUCACCCAGGAUGCCUCACAGCGAGAGCAUCCUGCUGGCCAAGCUAGAAGACACCGUCCGGAAGCAGAUCGGUGUCCACUUCGAUGAGGAUGAUCAGGAGUUCCCUUGAGUCUAUCAUAUUUAUAAGUAAAUAGUUUUUAAAUACUUAUAUAGGUGUUGUAAAAAUGGUAUACGAAGCCGAAAUUAGCAUGUGCAGCAUGUUAUAUCUAAGCCUGAAACUGAAAUCAAAACACCAAAAUUCGCGAAAAAAAUAUUUAUUCUCCAUAGUAAACAUGCUGUACAUGCUGGUUUCGGCUUAGUAUAUCUAUCCUUUUUGCAACACCCUGUAUAGAUUAUGACCAUGGCCACAAAUGUUAUUGAAAUCAGUCAGAUACAGAUUAUAGUGUGUUUGGUUGGAGGCCAUGAAAUUGAUCAGGAGAAUCAUCUAUUUUAUGCAGGUAUCAUGAGAUUUUAAUAAUAUUGUAAAGUUUAACAUUGAAAUGCACCAAAGUGCCUAAUCUCGAUUUAAGAAACGUCAGUCCAUAUAAAUUUAUGGCAUAAAUCGAGAUUUAAUACUGUGCAAGUCGCCCUUAGUGUAAGGUAAAAGUAUUUAGGUACGUAAGCACUUAUACACUUAAAUUUUUAUAUGAAUUGCCAAUCAAUGAGCAGUUGAACUAGAUUCUAGUUAUAAGAACAUAAUUAUUGUUAACACUACUCACAUGCAAGUGUCUUCUACUUUAUUUAGCUAUCUAUCUACUGAUGUGAUGACACUAGAAAACGUCAAUGCACUUGUAGUUAUAGCUUUUCAGGUACUAGUUACUUAUAUCCAUUUCUAUUACUUGUGGACUUCUUUCAACUGCAUAGAAAGUCAUCUUGGUUAAUAAUAAAAUAAAUAUUUUAAAAUUA
This is a messenger RNA of Plutella xylostella (diamondback moth), 1949 nucleotides long. Its product is annotated as trans-1,2-dihydrobenzene-1,2-diol dehydrogenase. The record is from RefSeq and is a predicted model, not a curated record. NCBI's taxonomy places the organism in Eukaryota, Metazoa, Arthropoda, Insecta, Lepidoptera, Plutellidae. Gene Ontology annotation, molecular function: nucleotide binding.